This is a messenger RNA of Engraulis encrasicolus (European anchovy), 1611 nucleotides long. RefSeq names its product butyrophilin subfamily 1 member A1-like. The transcript is spliced from 14 exons. Gene Ontology annotation, cellular component: external side of plasma membrane. Gene Ontology annotation, biological process: T cell receptor signaling pathway; regulation of cytokine production. Gene Ontology annotation, molecular function: signaling receptor binding. Bases 260 to 1513 code for a protein of 417 amino acids. The record is from RefSeq and is a predicted model, not a curated record. NCBI's taxonomy places the organism in Eukaryota, Metazoa, Chordata, Actinopteri, Clupeiformes, Engraulidae.
ACAUUUGUAAAAUGCGGCAACAGGCUAAUUAGCAGCAGACAUAUUAGCUAAAUGGCCGUAGUUCUCUAUGAUAGCUUAUUUGGAUAGGCCUACUAGCCGAUCUAAAUUAGAGAUCAGUUGUUAGAACACCUUUUCAAAAAUACGGACUUAAAGCUCCUUACAAAAAGGUUAAUUGCCUACCUAGGGAAAAAAGUUACGGACAACGUCUCUAGACUCAGUGGCGCGUCACGGUGACAAUAGCGAACUGUAUGCUGCACCAAUGAUACAGGCUUUUUGUGUUUCAGGGCUUUUCGUGAUGUAUAGGUGGCGGGUGGUUUCACGGGCCCAUCUCAGCAUCCUCUGCUAUGCUGCCUGUCUCUGCUUGCUCGGGCUGCCCUCUGCAUCCUCAGUCUCCCUCCAUGUGUCGGGUGCAGACGGCCCCCUGGUGGUGGAGAAAGGGUCGGACGCCUUGCUGCCGUGUUUCCUGAGCCCGCCCCUCGACGCCUCUCACCUGUCAAUUACCUGGCAUCGCCUCCCGAUUGGCUCUUCCAACGUGUCAAUCACCAGGUCCCGCCCUCUGCUAGGCUCCUCUGACCACUGGUUGGUCUACGCCCGCACCGGCGGCGAGGAGACGAUCCACCCAGCCCAUAGCUACAACGGUCGAGUUGCUGUGAGUCCGCGCCACCUCCGCACCGGAAACCUUUCCCUCCUCAUCCAGCAGGUGGCGCCUGGUGACAGCGGAACAUACCAGUGCACCGUGCGUAAUGCUAGCCGCACGCAACACAUGCGCGUGGAGCUCCAAGUCAGAGCCAUCGGCUCGGACCCGGUGAUCCUGUCGGAGCGUUGUCGCCGCGGCAACAGGCUGUACCUGCGCUGCAUCUCGUCCGGCUGGUUCCCGCAGCCUGCCGUCGAUUGGCUGGACGAGGAAGGGCGGAGCCUGUCCACCAAACCCGUUCGCGUGGAACUGGAAUCGGGCGGCACGUUCCGUGUGGAACGAGGCCUCCUGGUGGAGAAACGGGGGAAAGACAGCAGCAGUAGCAAUAGCAGCAGCCUUUGCCAAGUCCGACAGAUGGGGGUGGUGAAGGAAACAUAUAUAAACCGAAAUGACACAGAUUGGGAGGACCAGUCCGAGUCGUUUAUGGAGAAGUACAUGGAUAAGAUUAUGCCUGUGGUCAUCGCGGUCAGUGUAGUGUCUUCAAUUUUCAUCUGGUAUAGGAGGUGGAAAGGAAUCCGAGCUCAAGGUGGGAAUUGGCGUAUGUUAUUUGAACCAAGGAGAAACCAGGCUGGUGUCAACAGAUAUGCCCCGCCUCAAGCAAUGAACCCUCCUCCACCAGCCAUGAACCAAACUGGCUAUGGGACUCCCCCUCCACCAGGAGACUUGAACCCGACUGGCUACAUCCAGACGCCACCUCCACCAGCAGGCUGGAACCCAACUGGGCACAGUGGGAGUCCCCCUCCACCCGGCUGGAACCAGAAUGGUUACAACGGCAGUUCCCCUGCAUCAGGAGGCUGGACCCAGACUGUCUACAACUAGACGACGAGCACAGUUGCAUAAUUGUUUUAUGUGAAAUUAAGAUGUUGUCACAUUUUGCUUUAUUUGUUGUUGGCAAAUAAACUUGUGCAUAGUGUAAA